Molecule: messenger RNA, 4512 nt
Organism: Anneissia japonica
Lineage: Eukaryota; Metazoa; Echinodermata; Crinoidea; Comatulida; Comatulidae
Product: THO complex subunit 1-like
Exons: 18
Coding region: 45-2021 (658 amino acids)
Biological process (GO): mRNA export from nucleus; regulation of DNA-templated transcription elongation; signal transduction
Cellular component (GO): THO complex part of transcription export complex
Molecular function (GO): protein binding
Source: RefSeq, a predicted model, not a curated record
UUGUUUAGGAGACGAUUUUCAUUAAAAUAAUCUCCAAAAAGAACAUGGCAGCGGCCACAUUCGAUUAUGCGCUGGCCAGGCAGCAAUAUUCAGUUGCUAUUCAGUCAGCAUUGCCAAGCAAAGAUCUGAAAGAACUUCUAGAAUCGACAGCAUCCAUAGAUGGCAGUGACAAUGAAAAAAAGCCAGCUUUGGACCAAGCAUUUAGAGAUGUUCUGUGGAAGUUAGUUGUUGAUGAGCGCCACUACAGUGAAUAUUUGCGCCUUAUCCAACUUUCCAUCGAUGCCGUUGAAAACUCUCUUUCUUCAGCAUAUACACCUUUCUUGUUGCUAGGAGAUCUCUUUGAUACUGUUACCAUAGAGACAUGCAAGGAAGUAUUCAAGUUUGUUGAGGAACAGGUUAUGGUUUGGAAAUCUGAUACUUUCUAUAUAGCUGGUAAAAACUACAUCCUAAGAAUGUGUAAUGAUUUGUUAAGAAGAUUAUCAAAAUCACAAAACACAGUUUUUUGUGGAAGGAUUCAACUUUUCCUUGCAAGAUUCUUCCCAUUAGAUGAACGUUCAGGUCUCAAUCUCAUGAGCCAGUUUAACUUGGCCAAUGUCACUACAUUUAAUACAACUGAUUCUGAAGUCUCAUUAACAUUAGAUGCAGAUAAACCUACUAGUAUGAAUGUCGAUGUGACAGGACCAGAGGCCGGCAAGACUGAGAAACCGAUUGAUUACAUUCUUUACAGGAAAUUCUGGUCUUUACAAGAUUUUUUUCGUAAUCCUACACAAUGCUAUAAAAAAGAAAAGUGGAGACAGUUUCAGAAGUAUUCCAAGGUCGUGUUAGAUGCAUUUACUAGUCUGAAACUUGAUGCGGUUCAAGGUUCAAAAUCACGAAAACACCAAGCUCGACAGAAGCUGCAUAAACAGAGCAAAGACCAGGUCUACUUUGCAAAGUUCUUGACCAGUGAAAAGUUGUUUGAUCUUCAAAUUCAUGACUCAAGUUUCCGUCGGAGUGUUCUGGUUCAGUUCCUCAUUUUGUACCAGUACCUAAACCAAACUGUCAAAUUUAAGACGGGUACACAUGUUUUAACAGAUGAGAUGAGUAAUCAUAUAAAGGAGAGCACUGAAGUUGUUUACAUGCUCCUUAGAGAGACACCCCCUAAUGGAGAAGAAUUCGCAAAAACUGUUGAGCACAUUCUGACUCGUGAAGAGCAUUGGAAUGAUUGGAAAAAUAAAGGAUGCCCGACUUUUGUUUUGGAAAGACCUAAGGAUGGUGAAGAAGCAGCUCCUGUAAGAUCAAGGUCCAGAAAGAGAAGUAUCCGUGAGGAAAUGCUAGGGGAAGGCACCAGCAAAAGACUUGACAUGGGAAGUCCUGAACUCACCAAGCUUUGGAAUCUAUGUCCGGAUAACAUGGAAGCAUGCCGAUCAGAAGCCAGAAUAUUUCUACCAAACCUUGAAGAAUUUUUUGAAGAAGCUAUUGAGCAGGCAGAUCCAGAAGCAAUGAUUGAGGAUGAAUAUAAAGUUGUGAAUCAAAGUAACUUUGCCUGGCAGGCUGUCCGUUUACUUGCUGGAAAAUCACCACAUUUCUUCCAACCAGUGAUAGCUGAACCUCCCAUCAAGAAACUAUCCCAGUACCUCGAGUGGAUCCUAACUAAGAUAGCCAAAGAAAUGCCACAAACACUAUCAACAUCAGAGGAGAUUAAGACUGGUGAGGGAUUAGCUGAAACAGAUGAUCUACUGCAGGGAGGCGAGGAAGAAAAAAGUGAUGUUCUGACUGAGGAUCAACUGGAAGCAGUCAUUAGUAAAAUUGGCGACAACUGGAUGACCCUAGCAGGCGAGCUGUUCUUGAGUGACGAUGAUAUCUCAAAUUUGCAGACGGAACUCUCAGACGCAAAAGAGCAGGCACGACAGCUCUUGAACAUCUGGCAGGAGAGGGAAGGAACGUCAGCAACGAAGGAAGUACUGGUGGGAGCUUUACAGGAGAGUGGUUUGAAGGAUAUCGUGGAGUCUGUCUUCAGUAACUCUCAAGCAGAGAUGUAAUUGCCAUACAGUGUCUAGAAAAAAAAAUAGUCAAUGAUUGGCCCAAGUGUUGAUAGCCCACCCUUCACCCCUUGUGUAUUUUUAUUUUUAUACAUUUUAUAUUCCUUGAAAUGUGAAACUUCUCUGUGUGCAAGGCACCGUGGUCAUUGGAUACAGAAUCGACGAUGCAUGGUGUGUGACCUCCUUCGCUUCCUGGGCAGUAUUCCUUUUCAAGCGUGUAAUUCAGCCCAGUCCAAUAAACGCAAUCCUGAUCUGAGUCCUGACCUGGGUUUCCUGACCUUUAUUUGGUACAUUACAAAAAGACACAGCUAGUGAUGUUCAGUAUUGGAAUCUUUGCUUCUGCAGAGUGUUUUUCUUGUAAUGUACAUUUGCUAAUCCUCCAAAACAUCUAAUGUCUUUAAAUGUUGAGUUAAUUAUAAACGAUAGAAGAGUUAGUUAUAAACGAUAUUUGCAGUAAAAUUAGGCACUGCAAGUGUUUUCAAAAAACUCAUGCGAAUGGCCAGCUAUAGGUUUACGAAUUCCAUAGCUUAAAUUGCACAGGUAAUGCUAGAAUGAGUAUCAAUAUAUUGAACAAUCCUUCUGCCUUUCCUUGCCAUUAUUUUGCAUAAUACUGUUGGCCGUUGUUUUACAACCAUAACAUUUCAUCUUCCCAUACAUUUGCAUUGAUUGCACUGCAGAAUGUCACAUUGAUUGCAACAGAAUGUCACAUGACCACUUCUACUUUGCGGUCACCAAUUUUGCCUAUGUGUUCCAACCCAUCUACAGUACGUCCUGCCAGGUACUGAGGGGAAAAAAUAUAAACGUGUGUUGCUCAAGGGCACAAUCAUUUGUGAUCAUUCUUAAACUCAAAGCAUUUCAGCUGGUGGCAUAGAGUCUUUUAAAGAUAGAGGGUAGAAGGUAAAGGAAGUAGAACAACCUAUAACUCACGGGUCAUUGUACUAAAUUGUGUAUGGGCAUGGUCCCUGGCUGCUUAAGCAGCCAUAAGGAGGUGCUGUGUAGCUUCAUGUUCACGCAGGGGCUGAAAUGAACCAGAUCAUUAAGGAAACCCCCUACUCUUCUGAAAUACGCAACAGGUUAUUUAAAGUGCACACAAGCAAAUGGUGUACACUAGACCUGCAAUUUUCUGGAUGGUAAGUUUCACAAACCUGCAUCAAAGUUUAAGCUGUAGUUAAUGAUGCCUCUGCCUUACUGCUAAAAAACUAAAAAUACAGUUUUCCCUCCAAUUCGAGACAACAUUUGGAACCUGAAAAUGUAGAGUGGUCUUGGUUCAGUUUCCAUCCUGAGGCAUAUUAGUUGUUACUUUGAAAUAGUGGUCUCCAAAUUAAAGUGGUCUUGAAUUGGAAAGCAAACUGUACAAUGCAAUAUUUUAAUUGCAUCCCUGUAUAUUUAUGUAAGUUAUUACAAUAGCUUUCAAUUCUAAAUUAGCAUGUGAAAAAUCUUGUUUAAGUAACAGACACAUGAAUAAAUUGUAUUCUUUGCUUUGGCAUUUAAUUGACUGAUAUGGAAGACAUUGAGGGAAGGGUAAAUCACUGAAGUGGUGAGUGGAUGUGAAGCUGAUUAAUUUCGCACUAUUAAAAGGCAACACAACAUCCAUAUUUAUUUUUGGGAUGUGGGAGCUCUUGGUUUUAAAUUUGGAAGGUAAUAAAAGUAGUAAGUUACUUUGCAAACAAACAGAUGGGGGUCCGAGGUUGAAGCUCGGUUUCCAUACAAUCGCUACAGCGUUUUCACUGCAAUCCUUGCAACUGCGUAGCUGUCCUCGACGCAAUCGGAAGCGCUUCCUGAAAAAAUCUGACCAAUAAACGUCGCCGAAGGAGUCGGUGCCAACGUGUAGCGAUUUUUAUUGAAACCAGACUUUCGAAAAUGUGCAUAGGCCUAUUGGGAUACAUAUAUUUUAGAAUUUAAAUUUUCAAUUUUCGAAGUUAAACUGGAAGGAAACAAGGUCCGUUGUUGAUAAUAAUGUGUAAUUUAUGCAAAAUCAUGAUCAGGUUAAUUGAGAAUAAUUUCAAAUGUUUUUUCACUAUAAAAACUCUCCCUUAAAAUAUUACUGUUUGUGUUGGGAUUUUCGUUUUGUGUUGCCGUUUUGUCUUAACUUGUUUAUUGUCACACAACAACCUAGUAAAUACGUGGUGAAAAUGUAGAAAUUAAUUUUCAUUGCGAUAUAAACACACCUUAUCUCCUACAAGGAAAACAUACAUAGCCCUUAGGUAAUUUGACUAUAUUUUAAAAAUGUUAACGAAUACUGUUACCUCAUCAAUGAUAUGAAUAUGAGCCAAUUGUUAUCUUUCACAUCGUAUUUGCGUUUUACGAAGCAUCAUUGAGCAUAUUUUUAUGUAGAUAAACGGAUCAUUUAAACAUUUACCCACUUUACCUAUAUUAUUUUGAACCGAGUAAAUCUGAGACAUUAGGCCUAUGUACAGUUACGUAACGAUGUGUGCACGCGAGAGGGGAAAAUUCCGAGACAAGGUCAAUUAAAAUGUAUUGCCCAUUUUAA